AUGGACAAAGAUUGCGACAUGGUAUAUAAGAACAUCUCUGACAUAUAUAAAUCUGAAGAAUUUAAGACAUACGACAACUUUGUUUCGUUAGUUGCUGAAUGUGUAUGGCAGAUAAGAGAUAAAGAUAAAAGAUGUAAAAUAUGGAACGAACAAAUCAGACCUACAUAUUCUGAGUUAAAGAAAACCAUUGACGCCUUAGUUGUUCUAGCAGGUCAAAUUUCAAUGUAUAACGCAAAAAUGAAUCCACAAUGUUCAAAAUGUAAAGCAGCAAUGAGGAAAUAUAACUACUCCGUCAAAGAGAUAGAACGUAUGAGAAACGACUAUGCUGACUUAAAGAAAGAAGUAGAGAAACCAGCAGAAGAUAAAAUGGACAUGUUAGCAUUUCUGAAUAAAAACAAUCCAACAGCAGAAGAUUUCCUAUUAUCUGAUGUCAAGAAGAAGUAUAAAGAAACCUUCGGCAUAGUUAAAAUUUUUGAUAUUCUUCGUGAAGAAAUAGAAGCUACAAAACUGUUUAAAGUCAUGAACCAUCGCAACAUAUACCAUGUAAAACGCUUGUAA
This is a messenger RNA of Trichomonas vaginalis G3, 558 nucleotides long. Its product is annotated as organellar and viral DNA polymerase type B. NCBI's taxonomy places the organism in Eukaryota, Parabasalia, Trichomonadida, Trichomonadidae. The record is from RefSeq and is a predicted model, not a curated record. The transcript has a single exon. Bases 1 to 558 code for a protein of 185 amino acids.